Molecule: messenger RNA, 771 nt
Organism: Alnus glutinosa
Lineage: Eukaryota; Viridiplantae; Streptophyta; Magnoliopsida; Fagales; Betulaceae
Exons: 5
Coding region: 1-771 (256 amino acids)
Biological process (GO): DNA repair; DNA replication; DNA recombination
Cellular component (GO): nucleus
Molecular function (GO): DNA binding
Source: RefSeq, a predicted model, not a curated record
AUGAAGAUUGAACAGCCACCAAUAAUACCAGAUGGAGAACGUGCCUUACACAAUAGGAAGACAAUUGCAGAGCUAAAACAAAUGGAAGAGAACUCAGAAGCAAAGGAAAUAUUCUACACAUGUUUAUGCAAAGUUGAAAGAAUAGAAAACAAGUAUGGCUGGUAUUAUAUUGGUUGUAUAACAUGCAAGACAAAGGUUAAGUUUAAAGAAGGAAAUUUUUGGUGUGAACGUUGUCAAGCAGAACCGAAAUUCAGCGUACCAAGAAAUGAAAGCAAGUAUAGAAUACAAAUUGAAGUAUCAGAUACAACAGAUUCAACAAGAUUCAUUAUCUUCAACAAAGCCGCUGAACAACUUAUAGGCAAAACUGCAAAGGAACUUGCAGAUUUACAAGAUGAGAAUUUGGAAGACAAAAUCGUGCCAAGAGAAAUCACAGCAAUCAUUUCCAGAGAGUAUGUCUUCCAAUUGAAACUUAAUGAAUAUAAUUUGAAAAAAGGCUGGGAAAAUUAUACUGUUUAUAGAAUCUUUGAAGCGCAAGUUGCAGAAGAAGCUAAUAACCAAAAGGGAACUACAAGUGUAAAGCUUAGGGGGUCUAGCUCCAAGCAAGAAAAGGAGUACGACGAUGUUAGCCCGACAAUAGAAAAUGAACAAAUGUCCGGUCAAGAUUCUUCAAUGCAUUCUUCCCUACUUACAAAAGACAUAGAAUCCGAUGAUGAUAAAAUACCUCUCAAUGUCCUUUACAAACGAUUCAAAACUACUAAAAAGAAAUUUUGA